Messenger RNA from Parnassius mnemosyne (clouded apollo), 4137 nucleotides. The record is from the annotation of a GenBank genome assembly. NCBI's taxonomy places the organism in Eukaryota, Metazoa, Arthropoda, Insecta, Lepidoptera, Papilionidae.
AUGUUCAAAAAGCUUAAAGAUAAGUUAGCUGAGGAGGUGAAAUCAUCGCCUCAAAGGAUUCAACAAUUUGCUCAAGCUGCUCAGGCUGUUGUUACAUCAGCAUCUAGCAGCAUUACUGAUAUUACAAAUAAUGACCUGUUUUCCAUUGGAGAUAAUGAUAGUACCAACAGAAGUCCAGAAUCAUCUAAUAGCAGUAAAAUAAAUACAAUUCAUGAGGUAUCUCUUGAGGUACAGCAAGGAUCCUUGCUUUCUGGGUCUGAAAUACCAAACACUUCAUUCAGUCAUGAGGAAACUACAAGGCAAAGAAGAUUGUCUAACAGCUCAUUUGCAAGUGAUAUAUCAUUUAGAUUACCAACAUAUGAGAGUCCUUCUAUGUACCAUCUUCAGUCUGACAUGGAUGUUUCUGCUAGUGAAGCAGAAGAAAAGGGUUUUAGUGGAGGCACAGUAAAUUUAGACAGAGUCACAAAAGACCAGCUAUAUGCUGCUUACAAAAGAACGCAAGAUCGCUGCAGAAAAUAUAAAACCCAAUAUGCCGAUUUAGCCCGACAUUAUAAACUGCUAGAGAGAGAAAACGCAAAAGCAAGGAAUGUUUUAGUUGAAACUCAAGACAAGGCUUUGAGGAGAAUAUCAGAGCUAAGAGAGCAAUGUACAUUGGAACAAGGUGCAAAGGCCCAUCUUGAAAAAGCUAUGCGUGAUGAAAUAGAAGAAAAAAAUAUAAAAAUAGACACAUUAAAUACCAAACUUAAGCUUAUACAAAACAACACAAAACUUGAUAAUGAUAUAUUAGAUCCGGUUAGCAAAAAAAAUAAUGAAAGUGAUGAUCACUCACAAUUAAUUGAUUUAACUAUUGAAGAAAAGCAAGAAAAUAAGAACGAAUCAAUAAUAACGUCAGAAGUUUCUAUUCUUAAUAAUAAAAUAUCGAAAAUGGAAGAGUUAUUGAACAAAUAUAAAGAGUCUCUCAAGAUAUGUAAAGAAAAGAAUGCACAAAUAAUGGCUGAGCAACAAAUUUUGUCUGCUGAUUUAGAAAGUAAAAAAAAAGAAAUUGAUCAGUUGAAAGCUAGGGAGGAAGAAUAUGCUAUUUCAUUAGCAGAAAAUAAAUUAAGCAUACAUAAAGAGCUUGAGAAUAAAGAAGCUGAAAUAAAAUCUCUUAAAGACAAUUUGACUAGUGCUCAAAAUGAAAUUCAGUCUUUGAAUAUUGUUAUAAGUGAUUAUAAAAAAAAUCAUUCUCUAUUAGAAGAGGAGCGAUCCAGAUUUAAUAACAAUGUAAAUGAAUAUAAUUUGGCUAAAAUCAAAAUAAAACAAUUAGAACAGCAAUUAGACGAUUCAACAAAAAAAUAUCAGUUGCUAGAAAGUUCUAAAUUAAAAUUAGAUGAAGAAUAUAAAUGUUUACAGUUACAAUUAAAGCAAGAGACUGCAGAGAAACUUGCAAUGAUAGAUAGAAAUCUCUAUUUAGAAAAUAGAAACACUCAGCUUUCUGAGGAAAGUUUAAAAAAAAGUUCACAAAUUAAUAAAUUAGAAAGUGAAAUUAAGUUACUUUUGAAUAACAAAGAAUCCCAAAAUGUUUCUAUGUUAGAUAAUCACAGUGAAAAUCCAGAAAUAAAAGAUGAAGUGAACACCUGGAAAACAAAAUAUAUGCAGUUGGAGUCUGAAAUACAAGAAAAGCGCGAGGAAUUAUUGGAAAUACAAAAAAAUAUUGAAAAGCUUCUUUGUGAUCAUGAAUCACUACAGAAUGAAAACCUCCAAUUACAUACACAAUUGUCAGAUUUGGAUUCUAAAAAUAACAUGCUAGAAGAACAAUAUCAACAAAUGAAAUCAUUUUAUAAUAGCAUAUUGAAUAAAGUAAAGGUUUUUCGAGAAAAUGUCCAUUCCAUAAGACAAGAAACAAAAUUGUCUGUUGACGAAGUUAGUUAUGAUAUAAAUGAGACUUUUAAGGAAGGACUUAAAACAUUAAUAAGUAUAACACUAAAUAAAAGUAACGAACAUUGCAGUCAACUGAAAUAUAAUAAUGAGCUAUUAACAAAACAAUUAAAUGAUGUUACUUCAAGUCUACAAUUGAAAAUAAAUGAAUUUGAUGAUCUACAAAUAAAAUUGCAACAAGAAAUAAUAGAACAUGAUAAAAUAAAACAAACAUUAGAGAACAAUCUAGAGCAACAUAAUCUUUUGUUGGAAAAAAUGUUUGAUUUAAAGAAUGAAAAUAAAAAUUUAAACGAUUCACUACAAUUUGUAACCAAUGAAAAAACCACAUUAGCUGAAAAACUUAAGCAUAAAGAAGAAGAAAAUACAGAAUUAUACCAAAAAAUCAAGGAUUUGGAAGCAAAAAUAAAAUUAAAUGUAACUUCUGAAUUAAAUUGUAUUAAAAUGUCAAAAGAAAUCGAGGAAUUAUUGGAUAAAUUGAAAAUAUGUGAAGAAGUAAAACUAACAACAGACAAGGAAUUGCAUAUCUUAAAACUAAAGAUUGAAGAAUAUGAACAAGAUAAAAUUAGUUUAGAAAGGGAAAACACGCAAUUACUUGAAAAUAAUAAACUAAUUGAAAACGCAAAUGGUGAUCUUCAUAUACAAAUAAAAAAUUUAACAACGAAAAUGAACGAUAAUGAAGAGUUGUCUGUUCAACUAAGAAGAGAAAAUGAAAAAAUGCUUAAUGAAGUAAAACAUUUAGAAAAACUAAAUUGUGAAUCUGCAGUGCAAUAUCAAAAUUUGAUUGACAAAAUUAAAGAUAUAGAAAUAAAAACCCGUGAAAUGAAUAAGGAACGAAGCACUUUAGAAGAUAAAAUAAUUUUAAUUGAAGAUGCUAAAGCUGCAAUAGAAACCGAUUACAAAACUUUACAAAACCAAAUAUGCCAAUUAAAAACAAAAAAUAACUUACUAGAAACUGAGAAUCAAGAGCUAAAUAGUAAAAUUAAAAUAAUGACAGAAGAGAGCUCUGAAAAUGAAACAAUUCUUAAUGAAUUAAACAAAAUUAAAGACAGCAAUGUAUACUUGCAAGAAAAAGUGAAUAUUAUAAAGACACAAAAAGAGCAUGACUUAAACCACAUUGAAGCUUUACAGCAAGAAAAUGUAGAUUUAAAGAAAAAAGUAGAUGAUCACGAAGUAAAUAUUUUACGUACACAAGAGCUAGAAAAAGAAUUAAUAUUAUUAAGAAAAGAAAAUGAAACUCUUAAAAUUCAAUUGGAAACUAAUUUAAGCAAUAUAAACAUAUUUGAAAACGAAAUGAAACAGAUACGUGAUUCACAUAGUGAGAUUGAAAAGGAGAACAAUAGUUUGAAUUCUAUAAUAGAAAAAAAAGAAAGUGACAGAGCGACUGAGGAAAAAAUAACAACAGAUAGUAGUGUUCAAACUAACAACGUUGAGUUACAUUAUAAAAUUGAUCCAGAUAAUUUAGAAACUAGUUCUAUAAAUCAUGAUUAUACAUUACUCAAAGAAGAAAACAGACGCCUACGUUCUGACAUUGAAGGGCUACAAACAUACUUAGCGAAAAUUUCAAAAGAUAAUAGCCUUUUAAAUGAUAAGUUGAGAGAAGUUAUUACGUCAAAUGACAUUUUCGCAGAUCAAAGUGAGGUAUCACAGUAUGACAUAGAAACACUUAAAAAUGAAAUUCAGUCCGGAAAAGAUAAAAUAGACAAUUUAAUAAGAGAACAUACAUUACUAGUAGAAGAAAAUUUGGAACUGAAAGAUCAAAUUAAUUUUCAAAGUACUCAUAAACCAUCCUCACUUCUUGAGCCGACCGAGGGUAAUGAGAAUAUUGUCAAUAUUAAGAAAAUGUAUGACAGUGCUGUAGAUAGUAAAAAGAAUCUAGAAAUAAGAGUUAAAGAAUUGGAACAUAUGAAUUUGUCAAUAAAUAAUAAUAUGCAAGAAAUGCAAGUUAAUAAUGAAAAAUUAAGGCUCUCAAAUGAAAAACUAGGAAGGAGUUUGGAUGAAGCUCUGGUUAGCUUAAGACAUUUACAUUCACUACAAGAAAAUACAGAAUUAGAAUAUUUACGAAAUAUUCUUUAUGAAUAUUUAACUGGUUCUGGAACACAUUCCUUAACUUUAGCAAAAGUGUUAGCAGCCGUAGUUAAGUUUAAUGAUUCGCAAACUGAACUUGUCCUGCAAAAAGAAAGAGAAAGACAAGGAAUACUACGACAACUUGGUAUCAUUUGA